AUGUAUGACGAAAAAGCCCUCAAGUUCGACAUCCCCGCCAUCAACCGCCUGGACCACCCCAAGCUGGUGCGCGGAAACAGAGGUCGCCGCAACCACGUAGACCUCACCCAUUCGCUGGUGGCAAAGGGUGCGCUACAAGGUACAAAUGCGAAUGAGGCAGCGCGUUACCGAUACCACAGCCUUAAUACGGCAAUGAGGUACUACGACGUGAUGGAGGACGGUCGUAGAGCACACGCGGUGCAGUGGGCACUCCUCAAAUCGGCGAACAAGUACUACGGUGUAGCAAGCUCCAGUGAGGAUUCUGCCGACGAGGACGAACAGCAGUUCGAGGAACAAGCAACGACCAGUGCGGUUGAGCAGAUGGAGGAGGGCCGACAUCCAUUCAUGAGCCUGAGCCGGAGCCGCCGGUCCCCGUCGAGCAAAAACAACGGCCACACCGAGCUGCUACUGGACAUCUCCCACCUGCAGCACGGCCAGCGCAUGGAGACCAUCCUGGACGUGGCACCGCCAGGGCACGGUGCGCAGGACGGCUACGGUGGACCAGACAUGACACCCUGCAGCGACGGACCCGGCCCCGUGGGGCCCUUUGAGGACGUCCCGGAGCACACCAUCCGCGUUGUCAGCGGACUGGAAACGUAUCUCCGCAUGCUGAAGCUCACCGUCACCGAGGCGUCAGCAUUGUGGUGUUAUCUUUCCGUCUCAAGGCGCUGCAAGGCCUUAGUAAGCCAGCUGGCGCGCUGGGCAGGCGAUUUUGGAAGGUGGUGGUGGAACGGGAGCGGCACCCCACCAACCAGCGUGAGCGGAUCUGCAAUAAGAAGCGGGUGGAGCGCUACCGCAACCUUUUCAAACGGAGCACCGCAUUCAAAAGACGAAGACCAGGCUCAGGAGCGUGACGCUCGGCUUCAACGCCAGAAAGGAGCUAGAGGCGCUGAUGCCGAGCCUCCGGGAGGUCCAGAACAUCGGCGAUCCUGUGUCGUUCCUCCGCGACCUACAACUGGCUUCAGGGCCGGCACCGGGAACGACACGGCCCUGCUGGCAGACUACGACGCCCAGCUGGCCGAGUACCGGGGCCAGGUGGAGCAGAGACAUGGCGUGCCCACAUUCGCCGAGUUCCUCGACUUCGUGCUGGCCAGUGAGCCCACCGGAGACACUUUCGACAGUCACUGGACGCCCUACUGGCGACAGUGCGCGCCCUGCCACAUGGGCUAUGACGUCAUCGGAAUGCUGGAAACCGGCGCUGAUGACUUCAAGUACAUGUGGCACCGAAUGAAGAUCUACUCGUCGGUGAGGAUUCCGCGCCAGAACGCGCUCCAGCGCAACAGCACGGCGCUGGAGGAGCACGCCAGGCGCUACUUGGCGCCCGUGCACCCGGCCACCGUGGCGCGCCUCGGCCACCGAUUUCGGCUCGACUUCGAGUUGUUCGGCUACGACUGGGAGCAGAUGCUGCGCCUGUCGGGCCACUGCGCGGCCACCGGGCGCUGCGUGCUCGCUUAGCGUCAGCGGCCGCGGUAGCCGGGCGCGCGUCUGCCCGCGUAUGCGUGCCGUGCUGUGGCCCCGCGUGGCGCGAGGUGUGGGCCGUGCUGUGGCCGCGCGUGGCGCGAGGUGUGGGCCGUGCUGGGGCCCCGCGUGGCGUGAGGUGUGGGCCGUGCUGGGACUCCGCGUGGCGUGAGGUGUGGGCCGUGUGCGGGUGGAGGCGGGGCUCACGUGGUGCUCAGCUGUCUCGUGCGCGCCGGGGCGUCAUCCUUCGAACUGUGAUAGUUUGCUAAUGAACUGCAGCCAUAGUGUGAAUACAGAACAUAUGACAUA
Messenger RNA from Pollicipes pollicipes, 1806 nucleotides. RefSeq lists its product as uncharacterized. Bases 1 to 1494 code for a protein of 497 amino acids. NCBI's taxonomy places the organism in Eukaryota, Metazoa, Arthropoda, Thecostraca, Pollicipedomorpha, Pollicipedidae. Gene Ontology annotation, molecular function: sulfotransferase activity. The transcript has 9 exons. Gene Ontology annotation, biological process: carbohydrate biosynthetic process. The record is from RefSeq and is a predicted model, not a curated record. Gene Ontology annotation, cellular component: membrane.